Messenger RNA from Mesitornis unicolor (brown roatelo), 1601 nucleotides. RefSeq names its product KAT8 regulatory NSL complex subunit 1-like. The record is from RefSeq and is a predicted model, not a curated record. Lineage: Eukaryota; Metazoa; Chordata; Aves; Mesitornithiformes; Mesitornithidae. Gene Ontology annotation, cellular component: NSL complex. The transcript is spliced from 12 exons. Gene Ontology annotation, molecular function: histone acetyltransferase binding. The annotation marks the transcript as partial.
GCGGCGAAGGGCAGAGUGGAGGUGGGCAGCGGACCGCGCCGCCAUCGUCAGCCGCUGGAAUUGGCUCCAGGCCCACGUCUCGGACCUGGAGUACCGAAUCCGGCAGCAAACGGACAUUUACAAGCAGAUCAGAGCCAACAAGGGGCUGAUAGUGCUUGGGGAAGCAUCACCGCCCGAUGCUGCGGCAGACGCUGCGUCCCGUCCCGUUAGUGCUGACGUUAAGCUGGAGCCUGGGGCUGACCGGCUGAGCGUGUCUGGAUCCCAGCCACUGGAGAACUUGGGUGUUUCUGCUGCAAAUACUCCCGAAUCCCAUCCCGCCAAGCCCUGUGGAGCACCGAGACCCGUCAAUGGAGUUAUUAACACUCUUCAGCCCGGCCUGGCAGAACAUGCUCAGGGAGAUGGCCAGGAAGCUGAGGAGCUCUUGCAUAAAAAGCAACGCCUGAACGUGGUUUCUUCGUCUGCGGACGGAUCGUGUGUAGCAGCUCGCACGCGCCCGGUACUGAGCUGUAAGAAGCGACGGCUUGUUCGACCGAGCAGCAUUAUGCCCCUUUCCAAAAAGGUCCAUCGCAACAGCCUGGUGCGGUGUAGCUGUGACGUGAACCCUUCGUGUGCUCUGUGCGGCACUCGGAGCUCAACGACUCUGGAAAUCCAGUACGAUGCCCCUUUGCUGGAGCGCCUCUCCCAGCUGGACUCCUGUAUUCAUCCUGUCCUCUCAUUCCCAGAUGAUGUGCCGACGAGCCUGCACUUCCAGAGCAUGUUGAAAUCUCAGUGGCAGAACAAACCCUACGAGAAAAUCAAACCUCCCAAAAAGCUCUCGCUCAAGCACAGAGCCCCCCUGCCCACCAGCAGCCUGUCUGACCCUGCUCGCAAGGACCGCCACAAGCUGGUGAACUCCUUCUUCACCGCAGCCAAGCGCUCACAUCAAAAAAUCCAACCAGACAAGGCACACAGGCCGCCUUUAGACGAUUUUACGGCCGUGUCCAAGGCCGAGAGAGCGCCAGAGCGCUCGCUUGUCCAGCCUCCCGCCCAUGACAAAAAGCGAUUGCGAGACUGCGCGUCUGAGAGGAGUGAAGUGUUGAAACAUCACACGGAUGUCGGUGGCCCGAGCUACUUGUCGGCAGCUGCGACCCCAACACCUCACAGCCCCAUCGCGCGGCAACUGUCCACCUCCUCGGAGGGCUCUGCUCCCGCCAGCGCGAGCUCGCAGGGCACCGCCAGCGCGGCCCAGCCAAGGAGGAGGAGAGGCGAGAGCUCGUUCGAUAUUAACAACAUCGUCAUCCCGAUGUCCGUUGCUGCGACGACCCGAGUGGAGAAGCUGCAGUACAAGGAGAUCCUCACGCCCAGCUGGCGUGAGGUGGACGUCGGCGCUCUGAAGGCGACCCCUGAUGAAGACAACGAGGAGAUCGAGGACUUGUCUGAUUCGGCCUUCACCGCUCGGCACGGCAAAUGUGAGGAGAUGGAGCGGGCCCGGUGGCUCUGGAGCACCAGCGUCCCCCCGCAGCGGCGGGGCAGCAGGUCUUACAGAUCGACGGACGGACGGACGACCCCCCAGCUGGGGAACCCCUCGACGCCGCAGCCGGCAUCCCCCGAGCUGGGCAACU